Molecule: messenger RNA, 2874 nt
Organism: Zea mays
Lineage: Eukaryota; Viridiplantae; Streptophyta; Magnoliopsida; Poales; Poaceae
Exons: 4
Coding region: 682-2601 (639 amino acids)
Molecular function (GO): protein binding
Source: RefSeq, a predicted model, not a curated record
CACAAUCUUCGUCCUCCUCCUCCGCCUCCGCCCUCUCAGGCCCCAGCCAUUGCUCCCGCCGUGACCGAACGGCAACGCGUACGUACGUGUUCUUGGCUGCGAUCUCGGCCCGCUCUCCCUCUGUACAAGAAAAACGGACGAGGGCAGCAAACCUGUCUAUCGCCAUGUCUUCUAGUUCUAGCGUCUCUGUUUCGGUAGCACGAACAAGAACAACGCAAUGCCAUGUGUUUCAUUCGUGCCUGCCUGCCUGCACGCCUGGCUCCUAGGAUUAGGUCCCUUGCUUCUCUCUUACCUGCGGUAGCAUUAGCAACGCUGCGUUCUGUGAACGAAGAGCAAACCAAAAAGAAAGGGCUUUCUCUGCAAGCGUGGAUCUUUCGGCGCGUGUCUGGAGUUCUUGAUUCGUCGAGUUGAAAAAAAAAAGAGAGAGUGCCUUUUCCGUUGGGUUACGGUGUCACAGUCACAGAACCUGCCGGCGUGCUGUGCCUGUGCCGGGGGCUGCCGGCCUGCCGCUGCUCGUCAUGAGUGCUCGUGUACUACGUGGUUCCACUCCACGGCACAAAGCUGAAUUGACCCGGGGCGACGGCCCACCCUUUUUCUCGCCACCAAAAAGUCCCUUUUGGUUUUGGCUGCGCCAACACACUCAUAGCGGUUGUAGAAGUAGUUGUGGUGUGAGGGAGGAUCAUGAGGUUACGUUUUUUUUUGACUGCCUGUGAUGAGGACCACAUUUGGUGCAUGUUCUUCAGCUUUGUUUGGAGAUACGUGCUGUCAGACCUUCCGUCAGACAUCGUCGUCCAUGUCGACGACGCAAGGUUCUACCUGCACAAGUUCCCCCUUCUCUCCAAGAGCGGUCUGUUACAGAGGCUGAUAGUAGAGGCGAGCCAGAACGGCAGCGACGAAGUUGCCAUACAAGACGUCCCUGGCGGAGCGAAGACCUUCGAGAUCUGCGCGAAGUUCUGCUACGGCAUGGUGGUGACCCUGAACGCGUACAACGUCGUCGCCGCGAGGUGCGCGGCGGAGUACCUUGGGAUGACCGAGGACGUCGAGAAGAGCAACCUGGUGUUCAAGAUCGAGGUGUUCCUGAGCUCCGGCAUCUUCAGGAGCUGGAAGGACUCGAUCAUCGCGCUGCAGACCACCGACGCGUUGCUGCCGUGGUCGGAGGAGCUCAAGCUGGUCGGCAGAUGCGUGGACUCUGUCGCUGCCAAGGCUACCGUCAGCGCGUCGAACGUUGUGUGGUCGUACACCUACAACAGGAAGUCUGCGUCCUCGGACGAGAUCGUCGAGGCUCGCAGGAGCUCCCAGGCGGUUCCCAAGGACUGGUGGGUUGAGGAUCUGUGUGAGCUCGAUGUGGACCUCUACAGGCGUGUCAUGGUUGCGGUCAAGUCGAGGGGGAGGAUCCCCUCCGAUGCCAUCGGAGAGGCGCUCAAGGCAUACGCCGCUAGAUGGCUGCCUGAGUGCUGUGACGCGCUGGUAGACGACGCCUACUCUGGAGCGUACAAGCACCUGCUCGAGACCAUCGUCUGGCUUUUGCCCUCGGACAAGGGGUCUUCGGGGAUCUCCUGUCGUUUCUUCCUGAAGCUGCUGAAAUUCACUGUCCUCGUCGGCGCUGGGGAGCUCCUGAAGGAAGAGCUCAUGGACAGGACUGUGUUGCAGCUCCACAAGGCCUCGGUCAGUGAUCUCCUGAUCCCCUCCAGGCCUCCGGCGCAGACCGUCUAUGAUGUCCAGCUGGUUCAGACACUCAUCGGCAGGUACAUGAGCCAUGCCGGGGUAUCUCAAGGUGGGAUUUUUCUCAACGACCUUGACCAGGAGAUGUUUGAGACGAACGUGGACGGUGAAUCUUUGCUAGCGUUGUGCAAGCUGGUCGAUAGGUACUUGGCUGAAGUUGCCUCUGAUCCAAAUCUCUCUGUUUCGAGCUUUGUGGAUUUGGCGACUUCCAUGCCUGAAACAGCCAGACCGACACAUGAUGGAUUGUACACUGCCAUUGACGUAUAUCUGAAGUUGCAUCCCGGCCUACCCAAGAUGGAGAAGAGGAAGAUUUCGAACCUGAUGGACGUGAGGAAGCUGUCCAAGGGGGCGUGCAUCCACGCGGCGCAGAACGACCGACUCCCGCUGCGCGUGGUGGUCCAGGUCCUCUUCUUCGAGCAGCUGCGCGCCGCGGGAGCCGCCGCCGCCGCUGGGACGCCCAGCGCCAGCGUGGCGCGGUGCAUAGCGCGCCUGGCGGAGCAGGAGGAAGAGGAGGAGCGCUGGAACGACGGCCGCGCGCUGCCGGAGCCCCCGACCCCCGGCGCGCUGAAGAGGCAGCUGGGGAGCCUGAAGCUGCAGGGCGACCACCACCAGGGCGCGGGCGACGACGGGCGGCGCCUGGUGGCGCGCAGCAACAGCGUGGCCAACCAGAGCAGCCGGAUGUCGCUGUCGUCGCGGUCGCGGAGGAUCUUUGACAGGCUGUGGGUCGGCGGAGCGAAGCUGCCCGGGGAGGCCGCCGCCGCGGGCAAGGGGUCGUCGGACACGUCCGGGAGCUCGCAGAGCCCGCGGUCGUCGGCGAAGCCGCCGGAGUCCAAGUCGUCCAGCUCGUCGUCAAGGAACCGGCGGUACUCGGUCUCGUAGGCCGGGGCCGGGGGCCGGCCGGUCGGCGGCGGAGGCUGUACAGAGAGGAAGGAGAGCCUGGUCCAAGCCUAAACGUAGCUGCUGCUAACUUUCAGAGUUCAUGUUGAUCUCGUGCUGCCUGCAGUAUGUGGCAUGCAGCUAGAAGAAAUCUUUGUUCUGUCAGUCCAGUUGUUCUAUCUAAUCUUGAGAUAAUCCCUGGUUUCUGUAACAGACUUGGAAACUAUGAUUCAGUCGAAUUCUCCAUGAACUGGGCAAUCCUUUUUGGCGGCUCCA